Molecule: messenger RNA, 925 nt
Organism: Balearica regulorum gibbericeps (East African grey crowned-crane)
Lineage: Eukaryota; Metazoa; Chordata; Aves; Gruiformes; Gruidae
Source: RefSeq, a predicted model, not a curated record
GUGGUCCUGAAGGGGGAUAACUCAACUCAGUUAGUGCAGGAUGACCAAGUGAAAGGACCUUUAAGAGUUGGUGCAAUGGUUGAAACCAAAAUGCCUGAUGGAUCCUUUCAAGAAGCUGUUAUCAGCAAGUUGACAGAUGCUAGUUGGUAUACUGUAGUUUUUGAUGAUGGUGAUGAAAGGACCUUGAGACGAACUUCAUUAUGCUUGAAGGGAGAAAGGCACUUUGCGGAAAGUGAGACGCUUGAUCAACUGCCACUAACCAAUCCAGAGCACUUUGGAACUCCCGUUAUUGGGAAGAAAUCUAAUAGAGGAAGAAGAUCUUCCCUUCCUGUUACUGAAGAUGAAAAGGAGGAAGAAAGUAGUGAAGAGGAAGAUGAAGAUAAAAGGCGUCUCAAUGAUGAACUGCUUGGCAAAGUUGUGAGUGUGACUUGUAAUUCUGAGAAGGCAGACUGGUAUCCAGCUUUGGUUGUGUCUCCCAGCUGUAAUGAUGACGUCACAGUGAAAAAGGACCAGUGUUUAGUUCGAUCCUUUGCAGAUUCCAAAUUUUACUCAGUAGCAAGAAAGGACAUUAAAGAACUAGACAUUCAGAACUUGCCAAAAUCUGAGUCCUCUCCUAAAAAAGGGCUACAGGAGGCAAGCACGUUCCUCAGCACAAAGGGCGUUCCUCGGAACUGGAAAAUGGACAUCAGUGAAAUUCUGGAGUCCUCUAGCAGCGAUGAGGAAGGUGGAGCUGCUGCAGAAACUGAUGAAGAGGAAGAAAAGAGAGAAGAGAAAACUGAAGAAGUAGUGCGUGCGGUUUUGUCAGCCCCGAGCGCAGAAUGGCCGUUCAGACUCGGAGGCGGCCUACAGCGUUGCCAGGGCAACCGGAGUGUUGGUCGGCACCGCGCAUGCGCGGGGGUGGAGGAGCGAGAGAGAGAGAGAGAGA